CAAGCCCGGAAAACUCUGGGCCGCUUUUUGCCAUAGUUGGCAUGUCGCCGCUGCCGCCCCUUGAUGAGGUUCUUCACGCGAAGAUCCUCGGGUACGUGACGGAGCCCAAGGCUUGUGUGAGCUGUCAGUCAUGGAAGCAAUACCUCUACGACGCGCUCAAGUUGGAGCCGCGGAUUCGCUUCAUGCAGCGCGUUAAAGAGGAUGGAUCAGUCACAUUUUGCUACAAUGCUGUGCGACCACUGGGGGAAGAUUUUGAGGAAAGCGUGGGUUACACCUUCAACUUCUUCAGCGAUGGCAUUUACAGGCUGGCGUGGACGAGGACCUAUGAUGCAUGGCGGCCUUUCUGCAAAGCGUGCAUUUCAUGUGAGGUCCAAAAUGACCUGCGGGAGCCGAGGUCCUCACAAGGGGAGCAGCACUACGGCAAGUGGGCUGUCGACAUGGACCACGUUUGCUGUGAAACCCUGGAGCCCAAAGUUCAGGCCGAGGAGACGGAAAUGAGAUACGCGCCCACGGGGUUCAAGUUCGCAGUACCACUGGAGGAGAUCCUGAACGCCAAGGGCGGCUAUUUUCAGGCCAAAGAUGGGUCCAGAGCUGCCGAGUGGGAGCUGCCGGCGCGGACGGGCAAGAUCGACAGUGGUGACUCAGUCUGGACGGCAGGAAUGUGGGCGCCUUUGGAGUCUGAGGUCUCUCAGGUGCAGGCUCCUCAGGCUCCUCAAGUUCUCUCCAGCAUGCGAGCGGAUGCGAGGUAUGUGGACAUAGAUGGAGAGAUGCACGAAGUGUCUGGUGAUAUCGUUGCCAAUUGGCCAGAAGAUCAGUGGCCUCGGCUGAUGCGCUGUCGACUUCGAUUCGGCAUCCGCGGGUGAUGCGUCUUGGUGAUACACGCACCUGCUGGCACUGAAUCCUCCCUACAUCUUCCCAUCACGUUUUCCAGUAGUGAGUUAAAUUUUCGAGCCUUCACAGGGCCUUCCCUGUUGCUCAUAUUGCGUGAAGCGCAACGGUUCAGACGGAUGAACACCAUUGUACAAAGCACCAGCAUCUUAUGCAUCGAGAUGCUUUACAUCAGAUUAUCCGUAGAGGCACUGCGGGCAGGAUUUGCUGGCAGGCAUCUUGCGCACGUUGGGUGCAACACGCGCAGGAACUGCCACACUGCCACCAGUUGGUGGGAGACUCCAACCUGCACGCUUCCAAAUGCGGCAACAUGCACGAAGGGC
Molecule: messenger RNA, 1211 nt
Organism: Effrenium voratum
Lineage: Eukaryota; Dinophyceae; Suessiales; Symbiodiniaceae
Source: the annotation of a GenBank genome assembly